AUGAGCUCCUUAGAACGAUUCAUCCGGGCUAAUGAUAAGCUAGUUAAUUUCGAACAGGGAUUAACUGAGGCAAAUAUUUCCGAAUCAUCUAUUUUCGCUCUAGAGAUACACCGCGAUGAGCUUAAAUCAAUUUGGGCAACUGUCAAAAGCCUUUAUGACAAAUGUAUAGAUCAUUUCGACAGUCAGAGCAAAAAGCCAUCCGGAGAAGCCAAUGAUGAUGGGAAUAACUCCCCUGAAUCAGAUUCUGAUAGCGAAGGCUCUGACCUAGACAGCAUAAAUGCAAGAUUUCACGCUUCUUAUGAAACCUACGUCAGAAUUGUUUCAAAACUUAGUGCCCAUAUUCAUAGACGAACAAAUGUAACUCCCACUCAGCAAGCAUCCGUCCAGCCUUCUAAUUUUCACCUUCCAGCUUGCGAUACGGAAUCUUUCCGUGGAGAUUACCAAUCCUGGCCUUCGUUUCGAGACAUGUUCUCUGCCAUAUACGUGAAUAACUCCAGUCUUUCCAAGGUUCAAAAAUUGUUUCAUUUGAGGAAGAAGACAGAGGGAGAGGCACAUGACAUUGUCAAAAAAUGUCCCCUGACAAACAACGGCUUUGACAUCGCAUGGUCGAAUCUUAAAGAUAGAUUCGAAAACAAAAGAAUGUUAGUCCAUAGUCAGCUUCGAAUUCUAUUUAAUUUGUCCACGAUUACUACGGAGUCAAGUGAAGAUAUUAAAUGCCUUCAACGCGACAUCAACUCCUGCAUUUCGUCCUUGAAAUUAUAUGAUAUUGACGUCUCAAGCUGGGACGCAAUUUUUGUUUUUGUCUGCUCUACGAAACUUCCUCGUGUUACUCUUUCUCUGUGGGAGCAAUCCAUUAAAAACAAGAAAGAUAUUUCAAAAUGGACAGAUUUAGAUUCGUUUUUGUCAAGCAGAUACCAGACGUUGGAGACAAUUUGUGAAAUAAACGGUCCCUUCAAUGCAGAUAAGACGAAUUCAAGCUGUAAGAAACAGGCAACGCCCUUGAAUAAGAAAAUUAAUAGCAACCAUGCGAAGGUUUCUCCCCCCACUUCAAAUCCACCAUGCAAUUUAUGUGCAAAUGAGCCUCAUACAAUCCGCAAAUGCCCUAAGUUUCUUAACAUGAAAAUAGAUGAUAGACAAUCUUGUAUCCGAAGAUUGAAUUUAUGUCUCAAUUGUUUCGCAAAAGCCCAUAGCGUAAAGGACUGCAAAAGUCCUCACAACUGCUACUCGUGUGGAAAGAGGCAUAAUACUCUCCUGCAUCGUGACGUUAAGCCUGUUCACGAUACGAAUCCUGCCUCAAGUCACUCCCAAAUUCAAAAUUCUGAACUCCAACAGAUACAGUCCACAAUCCCCCAAUCUUCCGUUCAUCACGCAAGCCUCGAACAGGUAUCUUUCCCGCCUUUUUCGUCCUCUGCAAGUAACAUCCAAUCAUGUUUCGCUGCACAUUCUCAAAAUGUUCUUCUCGGCACUGCGCUGGUUGAAAUCAGUCAUCUCGGACUGAAAUAUUUUGUGAGAGCCCUGAUAGACUCAGGUUCACAAGGAACGUUCAUAUCUGAACGUGUCUUCAAUAUCCUCAAACUGCCUUUCCAACCAAUCGAGGCCGACAUUGCGGGUCUCAAUGGUGUCACGUCAGCAAAAUCCAGAAAAAUGGCAACAUUUUCUAUAAGCCCUCGUUUUGACUCCGACUUGCAUGUCAAUGUAACAGCUUUGGUCGUGCCGCAACUUUCAGGAGAUCUUCCAACAAGUUCCAUUAAUCCUUCGGUUCUUGUAGAAUUUCCGAACAUUCGGCUUGCUGAUCCAAAGUUUCUUGAAAGUAGCCGAAUCGAUCUGCUUAUUGGCGCGGACAUAUUCAAUAAUAUUCUUUUGGACAAUGUUCGUCGAAACAUUUGCGGCUCUCUUGUCGCUCAAGAGACAAUAUUCGGAUGGAUAAUUACAGGACCUAUCCGGAAUAAUCCUAAAGUAUCAUCCUAUUCUACUAUAGUUUCCUACUUUUCAGAAACGAAUUUAGAAAAACAGCUAAAGCGUUUUUGGGAGGUGGAGGAAGUUCCGCAAAAGCCUCUACUCUCCGAAUCCGAUUCAUUUUGCGAGAAAUUAUAUUCGGAAACAACCAAACGUGACUCUGAUGGGAGAUAUAUAGUGUCUCUGCCGUUCAAGGAAUCCUUUUCAUAUAACUCUCCACAGAUAGGACGAUCCAGGUCCAUAGCUAGUGCUCAAUUCUUGAGAAAUGAGUCUCGACUAUCCAAAAACAUGUCGUUAAAAGACGAAUAUGAUUCUGUCAUCCAGGAAUAUUUAGACCUAGGCCAUAUGGCCAAGGUUCCUAUUCCUGUUGAGGAAGAGUUUCCAAGGCACUAUUACCUCCCCCACCAUGCGGUGAUAAAACCCGAUAGAACCACUACCAAAGUCAGAGUGGUCUUCAAUGCCUCAUGUCCAACAUCCUCGGGAACAUCACUUAAUGACAUUCUCUAUCCAGGCCCAGUACUUCAGAAUGACUUGACUCUUCUUCUUUUGCGCUGGCGUCUCUAUCGCUAUGUUUUCAGUGCCGACAUCGAAAAGAUGUAUCGGCAAAUAAGGAUUAAUAAAGAUCAUUCUUGUUUCCAGAGAAUUCUGUUUCGAACAAAGCCAAAGGAACAGAUUCAAGAUUUCGAACUGCAAACCGUAACCUUUGGUGUAAAUGCAGCUCCAUAUUUGGCUAUUAGAACUCUAAUGCAGCUCGCAGAAGACUGCAGCAGUUUUUAUCCUUUGGCAAGCCACAUUAUUCGAGACGACAUGUACGUGGACGAUGUUUUAACUGGUUGCCACGAUCUCCAAUUGGCUUUAAAGGCUAAAGAUCAAUUGAUCUCAGCCCUUAAUUCCGCAUGUUUUCCACUUAGAAAAUGGGCAUCCAAUUCUAAGGAGAUUCUCCAGUCCUUACCCAAAGAGCACAUCUUGAAGGAAGAUUUCCUUCUUUUCGAUGACAGCAGCCUAACCAAGACUUUAGGUGUGCGGUGGAAUGCCAUGUUAGAUAAGUUCUUAUUCGUAAUUCAGGCAACGCCAUGUAAGGAGAGUUACACGAAAAGAGAGGUGCUUUCCGAAAUAUCUAAGAUUUUCGAUCCAGCUGGAUGGCUAGCACCCAUAGUCGUCCUAGCGAAAAUUCUUAUGCGACAUGUGUGGUUAUCCAAGGUUGAUUGGGAUGAGAAAAUUACUUCCAAAUGUUUCCAAGAUUGGAAAAAUCUUCUAGAUGACUUCUCAACUAUCAACUCAAUCCAAAUCCCACGUUGGAUUUCCUACGCACCCUCAUUUCGUAUCCAAUUUCACGCAUUUUGCGAUGCAUCGGAAAAUGCAUAUGCAGCAGUCAUUUACUCCCGUGUGGAGGAUGAAAGCAGACAUGUUUCUGUAAAUUUGCUAACAUCCAAAUCCAGGGUAGCACCAGUCAAAUGCCUUUCCAUUCCUAAACUUGAACUCCUUGGGGCUACCUUGCUCGCAGAAGUUGUCGGGUCAGUAAUUCCUUCAAUGAAUCUUCCAAGUUAUGAAAUAUUCAAAUGGACUGAUUCAACUAUUGUUUUGGCUUGGCUGCGAAAGCCCGCAUGCAACUGGAAAACUUUUGUUGCAAACCGCGUAUCCACCAUAAGCAGCAAGGUAGGAAUUGACAAUUGGUUCCAUGUUGAUACCCUAUUCAAUCCAGCGGACUUAGCUAGCCGCGGAGUUUAUCCCAAAGAUUUAAUUGAAAAUAAUCUCUGGUGGUGCGGACCUAAGUGGCUGUCCGAAUCUCGAAACAGUUGGCCUAUAUCAGACGAUAUCAUAGACGAUACUGAAUUGGAACAGAAAGCCCUACGAGUACAUCUUGCUACCAACUCCGAUAAUCACGAAAUUAUAGGUCGCUUUUCUUCUUUUCAUCGGGCUAUUCGAGUCAUUUGUUAUAUAUUCCGAUUCUUUCACAAGACUCAUCCAAAGCACCGCGAUUCAGUCACAUUCGAUUCUGUCGAGUUAAAGGUUACAGAAGUAAAGGCAGUUAGAAAUAGAUUAAUAGUUCUAGCUCAAGCGGAAGGAUUUCCAGAGGUGGUUGAAGCUUUACGACUAAAGAAAGCUGUCCCAAAGUCUUCUAACAUUCUUAACUUAAAUCCAUUUCUGGAUGAGAAUGGAGUUAUUCGCGCGUUUGGUCGACUCGCGUAUUCGCCAUCCCUUAGCUACGAUGAACGCGCACCCCAUAUGGGUGGCCUAUGGGAAGCCGGGGUGAAAAGUUUUAAGACCCAUUUGAAGAAAAUUUCUGGCGGUUUCACCUACACCUUCGAAGAAUUUUGUACUCUUCUGACAAAAAUAGAAGCUUGUCUUAAUUCGAGGCCUAUUUCCACAAUGUCAGAGGAUUUCACUGACUUAAAUCCGCUCACACCAGGACAUUUUCUCAUAGGAGGACCAAUUUUGGCUCCUCCAGAGCCUAAUUACGACACUCAUCCUGAGUCUGUGGUUAAUCGUUGGCAACGUGUCAAGGUCCUUCAGCAACAUUUUUGCCAACGUUGGAAAUCCGAGUAUUUAAAGGAGCUCCAUAAGAGGAACAAAUGGAAAAAUCCAGAAAAGAACGUAGAAAUUGAUUCCAUUGUCGUUAUCCGCGACGAAAAUCUUCCACCAAACGAAUGGCGAAUUGGUCGAGUUACUCAUGUUCAUCCAGGAAAAGAUAAGCGUGUACGAGUAGCCUCCGUUUACACAUCAAAGGGUGUGAUUACUCGUCCAAUUACAAAACUCGUUCUACUUCCCACCCAAUAG
Messenger RNA from Stomoxys calcitrans (stable fly), 4734 nucleotides. RefSeq lists its product as uncharacterized. Lineage: Eukaryota; Metazoa; Arthropoda; Insecta; Diptera; Muscidae. The record is from RefSeq and is a predicted model, not a curated record. Gene Ontology annotation, molecular function: aspartic-type endopeptidase activity. Gene Ontology annotation, biological process: proteolysis. Bases 1 to 4734 code for a protein of 1577 amino acids. The transcript is spliced from 2 exons.